GCUACAUUCAGUCUUAUCAAGUGGUUAUGAACGAACAGUUUGGUGUCCGUUUGUCUGCUAGAAUUUAUUCAAAAAUUAAAUUCUUAAUUUUUUUCUUUAAAAAACAGUGUAAAUGAACAAAAUAUGGUUAAAGGAUAUCAAAGGAUAUGCAGCUGUUUACUAAUUUUCAUCUUUUCAUUAUGCGCUACUGCUAGUGAGGCUGAUACGUCUAAGGGGGGUGACCUAGACAUAUCGGAAAUUCCCGUGGAAAGAUUUGCAUUGGAUCUAUCAAAUAGGAAUAGACGAGAGCUCGAUAGGCACAUUCUGAGAAAUGCUUCUGCAAUUGUCCAUAAAUUAAUCUUGAAUGGAAAUACGGAAUAUACUUUCCCUGAGAAUGACGUUGCCCUCGAUGAUCCACAUUUGCAGACAUUUCACUGCAUCAAAUGCAACAUUUCUCAGAUUUUCAAGGAAAACUUCUCCAAGUUGCCCCAUUUGAGGGAAGUUGUAAUUCAGGACAAUCCACUUUGGACCAUACAUGAGGAUGCAUUUAAGGAAAAUAAAUUUCUUCAUCGUCUUGAUUUGCGGCGGAAUAAAUUAAAGUCUUUCAAUGCGGAGGGAGUGCUUAACCACAUGCCCAGCCUUAUGUUUAUUCAUUUGUGCCACAAUGAUUUCAAUUUUAACGUGAAGCGUCCUUUUAUUCGCACGCGCUACAUGGUUAGAUUUGAUUGCAUUGGAUGCAAUAUUGAGAUCAUUUCACCGGAGGCUCUAUCACGCAUAGGGAUGCUGUAUCAUAUCAAUUUGAGCCACAACAGAAUUAGACGAUUCAAUCUCACUAUUCCAGGUCUGAUGUCUUUGGAUCUCUCGCACAAUCCUUUAAAUUUAACUGGUACUGAACUGAAUCAGCCCGAUUUGGAGAGUUUCAACUGCAACAACUGCUCUAGAAGCAGCGUCAUUACUGAUGGAAUAUUCGCCAAAUGCAAAUCACUUUUAACGGUGGAAAUGCGUCAUUGUGCAUUGGAAGAGAUAGAUGAUCAUGCUUUCAAGAAUAAUCAUUUUCUAACUCGUCUAGAUGUUGAUUGGAAUAAAUUGAAGCGAAUUCCACGAAAGGUAAUCCAGAUGAGUUCAAUUGAGCACCUCUGCUUCGACUACAAUCCCAUUGAGGGAACAUCUGAAGAUUGGAAGCUCAUGACGGUGUACUUUGCAAGAGCAUUGGGUGCUGAGUGUGCUGUACAGAAGAAUGCAUCCCUUAUGAUGCAACUUAUGCAAACCGUUCAACCCGAUAGGGUACACCUAAUACGUUUACAUACAUUCCAGGAUAGAAUUGUGGAUCUUAGCGAUCGCAAUAUAACAUUCGUUUUUCCGGAUUAUUUUCAAACACACCACGACAACUUCAGUGUUCUCGUGAUGGAUGGCAACAGUCUAUUCAACUUCCAACCCCGAGUACCAUUCACAUUUUAUGAACAAUUGGAAGAGUUUCAGUGCAACGGAUGCGGCAUUGAUGCAAUUUAUGAGGAAACUUUCAGUUACACACCACACAUGAGGCGUCUGGAAUUGAAAAACAAUAAAAUCACGCAUAUCGCUUUGGCAGUCUUCCAUCACAACGUUGCACUGCAGACACUCACCCUCAAUGGGAAUCCCCUAGAUUUACUCUAUGGGGCUGCAUCAUUGAGCUUCCGGAAUUUGGAUGUGGUACUUCCUUACGAUUUACCCCAUCGCAAAAGUCAACUAAAGAUUGUUCCAAGUUUGAGAAAUUUAACGUGCACCGACUGCAACAUUUUCAUUUUACACGAAAACACCUUCAAGCACGUCCCAAAACUUGAAAUUUUCAAUAUAGAAGGACACAAAUUGGCUGCUUUUGGCAAAGAAUUAAAUCUUUCGGCAUCAAUUGAUGAAUUGAAUUUAUUGGGAAAUCUCGAGGAAUUUCCAUUUCAUCUUUUUAACUCAUCAAUUCUACCCAAAAAGCUCUGCAUUAACUACACACUGAUUAAUGCAACGGAAAUUGCUAUGUGGGGCAAAAUGGAGGCGGAAAAUUUCAUAAAGCUCCUGGAAGGUAAAACAUGUCCUGAUUAUAUUAAAGUUGAUAAAGAAAAGGAAGAUAUUGUAAAAGAAAUAAAAAAUCAAUUGAAAAUCGAACAGCGCAAAAUUGAAGAAAAGCGCAAAAUUGAGGAACAGCGCAAAAAUGAAGAAAAGCUCAAAAUCGAAGAACAGCGCAAAAUUGAGGAACAGCGCAAAAUCGAAGAACAGCGCAAAAUUGAAGAAAAAUGCAAACAAAUUCAAAAGAGUUCAACAACUCCUACAACACCAGAAGAAAAUUCGACAAGAAGAUUAAAUGAAGAUAGGGAAGAAGUGGAGAUUUUACACGGAAAAUCAGAUGAAUCUUCUAAUUUUCCAACGAAAAAAAAUCAAAAACUUUUAACAAUGAAUCAGAAUAUCGAUGGUACAUUACCUAAUGCACCUUUAGAUGCUGAUGAUGAAGAAAAUAAUUUCAGUUAUAACGUUCAGCAUUCUUCUAUGAUGUCAAGAAAUAAUGGAAACAAGAGGUUUUCCUCCAAAAGCUUCACAAUAAUUUGUAUUUCAUUUAUUUUUUCAAUAAUUUUUUCCAUAUUUUAAUUCAAAGGGUUAAAAUCUUUAAUAUUUGCAAUUUAAUAUCAGAUAUCACAAUUUUAGAAACUUCUUGCUUUAGCUACUUUCAGAACUGAAUUAGUUUUUUUUUAUGAAAAAACUUCACCUCAGAUCUAAUGAGUGUUACAGGAGAAAAACUGCAGGGAAAGAAGAAACCAAAAAAAAUUAUUCUGACUGAGACUGUUUUUUUGUUUAAUCUUAAGUAUCAAACCAAAAUUUAAUUAAUUGAGGUACAUAUAUCGUAUAAAAAGUACCUAAAUAAAACAAAUCUAAUAAUAAUAAUUGAGGUAUAAAGGGAAUAAAUGAAGAAAAUAUUAAGAUUGAAUGAAUAUCUAUAUCAGAGCGUAGCUAAGGAGGUUGUUUGAAUGUUUAAACCUUUUUUUUUAAGUUAAGGAAGAAGUUAGGAUUUUCUAUUAUUUGAGACUGAAGAGAAGCCAGAGUAAAGGCUUUUUUCAAAGUCAAAAGAAAUUAUUUUCAAGCAUCAAAACUUACAUUUAAUUAGGAGAAAAAAAGGAAAUAUUAAACAUUUUAAAUAUAAAGAAAACGACACACAUUUUAAAGAAACGUCUGGACCGUGGUAAUAUGUUAAGUUUUGGAAAAUAAGCAGCAUAAAUUAUGUCAAAUUCUUAAAAAAGAAACGUGAAACGUUAAAAGUUAACAUAGAAAAAUGACAAAUUUUUGUAAAAAAAAAAGUUGAGUAAUUUAUUAAUCAAUAUUGAAGGUCCUCAAAAAAGAUCUAAAGACAACUUUUUGAUUAACAUAAUAUAAAUGGGAGCAAUUUUGGACAAAAUAAAAGACAAAAUAUUUUGAAAAUACAAAAUAUUUUGACAUUAAAUGUAAUUUUGCACAAAAUAUUUCUCUAAAACUUUUGUCAAUCUCUCCACAAAAGAAAUUUUUGCAAUUUUAGGUACAAUAAAAGGUGAAAUAUUUUGAAAAACUGAAAAAUUUUGACGUUUAAUGCAAUUUUAGACAAAAGACAAAGAUUUUUUGUGUCAAUCUUUUGACAAUCUUGUGAGAACGUCUCCGCAAAAGAUUUUUAUAGGAGAAUUGUAAUUUUGCACAAAAUAAUUUUUACAUUACACAAGAAAUAUUUUGAGUUUUACAAGCAUCUCGUCGAGGUGCUUUUAUAAAAUCAAAAUCUUUUGUCAAACUGGUGUUUACGCGUUGCAUUUUUUAGAGUUUUCUAUCAUGUUUCUCGAAAUAGCAAUGGAUAAUAAUGCAAUUUCGGUUAAUUGUGAAGCUUUGUGCAAAUGGAAUUUGUGGAAUGAUAUGUUUAGCCAAUUUAGCUGUGUCCAUUUUCCCUUUUCGCGGUGUUGGGCAAAAAUGUUAUGGAGAAUUUCUGUGUCUCCGGCAAAAAUUUGGGAGACCGCUGACAAAUUCUAACCCUAUAUAAUCAGGAUUUUGGGUCAGAGAUCCCUUCUCUAUGUUCCCGAUGCGAAUUUUUAUGUGCAAAAACGAAAUAUGUUAGGGCUAAUUAAUUCAAUAAAUAUGAGUCAAUCAAUUCAUGUAAAACAAUCAUAUCAGAGUGACUCAUUAACAUUUUCUUGGUGUUAUGAAAAUCGAACUGAUGAGCUAAAAGCCAGAUGGUUUUUUGGUCUUCCCAACAUCCUUGGGGUACCUAAUAGACUACACCAUGCUUGACUUGAAUUUCCCUAAAAAUUGAUUCAGUUCAGAUUGUUCAAUUGCCCCAAACGUAAACAUAACCUAAUAGGAAUGUUAUCUUCUUCUUAUUUUUUCCAUCUGUAAACUCUCCACUCGAAAGAAAAACACGUCACAAAAGGCGAUAAAAUAUAUCAAAAGUCUCCCAAAAGAUAUUUUAUUCAAAAUUGCUCUUCAUAAAAUGUCUUUUGUAGACUUCACAAAAGACAAAAUAUAUUUUAUUUUGUCCAAAAUUGCUCCCUAAAUAAUGGAAAAUAAUAAUUAAAUUAAAAUUGUAUAGCGCAUCUAUAUACUAGGCACUGAUCUCAACCACCAAUAAAUUCAAUGCAGUUUAUUUAAAGAAGAGUAUUUCUUGAAGUGAAUGAAUUGUUUUUUUUUGACUUUUUUUUUAUAUUUUUCUGCUUUUACAUAUAUUUAGCACAAAAAAAGAAUAAAAAUAAAUAGAUUUUUUGUACUUA
Molecule: messenger RNA, 4718 nt
Organism: Lutzomyia longipalpis
Lineage: Eukaryota; Metazoa; Arthropoda; Insecta; Diptera; Psychodidae
Exons: 3
Coding region: 124-2589 (821 amino acids)
Cellular component (GO): extracellular matrix
Molecular function (GO): protein binding
Source: RefSeq, a predicted model, not a curated record